Camelina sativa (false flax) is the source of this 534-nucleotide messenger RNA. RefSeq lists its product as uncharacterized. The record is from RefSeq and is a predicted model, not a curated record. NCBI's taxonomy places the organism in Eukaryota, Viridiplantae, Streptophyta, Magnoliopsida, Brassicales, Brassicaceae.
AUGCGAGCUGCUAGACGAUGGUACCACUGUACCGGUUCUUACCGCGGUAUGGCCAGGACCCGGGUUCCAUCAGUUUACCUCAAAAUUGUGACUUAUAAGGGAAAAGAUCGAGUGGAAUUGAACACCAAGUUGACACCGCGUUACAUGGGGCCAUAUCGAAUCCUGGAAAGGAAUUGUCUGAUGGCAUAUAAGUUGGAAUUGCCGCCGGCCAUGGCAGCUUUUCAUCCGGUGUUUCACAUAUCUAUGCUAAGGAAAUGUAUAACGGGACGAGAUAAUGUGAUUUUCGAACCACCGCCUGAUCUACAGCUGAACAUGACGAUCAUCGGACGACCAGUUCGGAUAAUUGGUACUAAGAAGAGAGGUCCGCAUAAGAAGAAAAAGCUGAAAUUGAUCGAAGUGGUAUGGGAUUGUGAAGGAGUAGAGGAAAUAACUUGGGAACCGAAAGAAAUUAUGAAAGUAAAUUUCAAGAAGUGGUUCGACAAGAGGGAAGGUCCUCGGACAGAGAGCAAAGAUUCGAGGACGAGUCGUCCUUAG